AACGCACCGAAUCGCCGAACUAUAAAUCCAGACAACGAAGACGAGCGACGACGCAACGAAGCGAAUUGCAAACGGGACCUUUUGCGUCGAGCUAUUCGCCGGAGAGAAGAGGGUUUUGCGCAGAUGGCGGCGCGGAAGCAGGGGAAGACCAACUUCGCCGUCGCCUGCAACCUCCUCAGCCAGUGCAUCAAGGAGAAGAGAAGCGUCACCAAUUUGGGGCUCGGAUUCGAUACCCGACCUCCAGGCCAUGAUCAAGGCAACUUGGAGGCGUUCCGGCCGCCGACCACCAUGCGUCUGCUUCCGGGGGCGGAGAUAUCUGGAGACGACGACGGGGAGGCAAUGGAGCUGUUUCCCCAGCGCGCUGAGUUCCACACUGCGCCAGAGCAGGCCAGAGAAAGAGGGAAUCCCCAACUCACAAUCUUCUACAAAGGGAAGCUCAUGGUGUUUGACAACUUCCCUCCCGAGAAAGCCGACGAUCUACUGAAGCUAGCCAGCGAGGGAAACAAGAGAAACCAAAACUUAGGUCAAGAAUCCUCUUCCUCGGAAGAUCAAAACCCAACAUUGGAGUCCAUGGUUGCUAAUUCUUGGUUGACAGCCCAAACAAGUCUCUCUGAUCUUCCUAUUGCUCGAAAGGCUUCGCUUCAGCGAUUCCUCGAGAAGCGAAAAUAUCGGAUCAAUGCAAGAGCACCUUAUCAAGUUAAAGACUUCAGGAAUGGCGACUCCAUUCAAGCAAGAGAAGAAUAGAUCAUGGCUUGGCUUGACUCCUUAGUUCUUCUUGAGCAUGCCCACAAGUUUCAGUUCUUUCUUAUUUUCUAGAUAUUUUUUUUCUUGUAAAGAGGAAAUAAAAUUUGAGGUGACAACAUAUUGUCAUUGUUCUUACUACAGAAAUUUCAGAAAAAUCAAUGUAUCAGUUUUUCAGAGA
Messenger RNA from Zingiber officinale, 922 nucleotides. RefSeq names its product protein TIFY 10c-like. Gene Ontology annotation, cellular component: nucleus. Gene Ontology annotation, biological process: regulation of jasmonic acid mediated signaling pathway; response to wounding; regulation of defense response. NCBI's taxonomy places the organism in Eukaryota, Viridiplantae, Streptophyta, Magnoliopsida, Zingiberales, Zingiberaceae. The record is from RefSeq and is a predicted model, not a curated record. The transcript is spliced from 5 exons. Bases 124 to 744 code for a protein of 206 amino acids.